Molecule: messenger RNA, 1490 nt
Organism: Aplysia californica (California sea hare)
Lineage: Eukaryota; Metazoa; Mollusca; Gastropoda; Aplysiida; Aplysiidae
Product: adenosine receptor A1
Exons: 2
Coding region: 88-1194 (368 amino acids)
Biological process (GO): G protein-coupled receptor signaling pathway
Cellular component (GO): plasma membrane
Molecular function (GO): G protein-coupled receptor activity
Source: RefSeq, a predicted model, not a curated record
UCCUGGUUUCCUUUGUACUGAGCGUAUAAAUCAAGUUCUGUGCCUGAAAUAGGAGAGGAGCCUGGCGCUAAAGUAACUGUGGUGUCGAUGUCCCACACGUCUCUCCCACCCAGAAUGUCGAUUUCCCAUACAUGGGGAAACAACUCAACUUACUCUCGCGAUGACAGCCUGAGCUUGCCACUGACAACACCAUCACCUUCUGGUUUAUAUUAUGCAAAUAUCGUAAGCGACCAGCAGUGGUUCAUUGUCCAAGUGGUCAACGUGGUGGUCAUCUCUGGUCUCCUCAGUCUGUUCGGUGUGGCCUCCAACAUCAUCAACAUUGUGGUGUUUGCCAAGCAAGGCUUUCAGGACAGCAUGAACAUCAGCCUCAUGGGGCUCGCUGUGUCUGACCUGUGCUCCUUACUGUCCAUGAUAUGGAUAUGUAUCUGCGUGAACCCACUCUUUUACCUUUCUAAGUUGCCCUUUGACCCCAGGGAUAUCCUGUACCUCACGGGGGUCAUGCCCCAUUUCCUCUUUGUCAAAAUUGCCACGUUUAUCACCGCCUUCAUCACAUUCGAACGAUGUCUUUGUAUCGCUAUCCCUCUGAAGGUAAAGACGACAAUCACACCUGGAAGGACAAAGACAAUUAUUGUCUCUACCUACAUUACAUUGUCCCUUUUAAUGAUUCCCUUCUGCCUUGGAAACAGACUUGAGUGGGUUUUCGAUUACAGCAUGAAUUCCACUAUGCUAAAAACCACGUACACGCCCGAGAAAGAAAUGUUAGAAGCCAUUUCGUUUCUUGCCUUAGGGGUAUUAACAACGACGUUUUCUUUCGUCUUCGUCAUCUGCUGUACCAUCGUUCUUAUCGUCAAACUCAACAGUAAAACAAAAUGGCGUCAGACCACUGCAGCCAAGUCUGAUCGUGUGGCGGGAGGUGUUGGGGUCAAAGAUCAAAAGGUUGUGAAAAUGGUGACCUUCAUCGCUGUCAUUUUCAUCGUCUGCGCCGUACCUCCCACGCUCCUGUUUUUCUACAUGUUAUUUGACAUAGAUUUCCGAAUUGAUGGCUUCUAUAAAAAUCUCUAUCUUGUCAUAUGGUCUUCAGCAUUUCUAACAGAAACUAUCAACUCCAGUGUGAACAUAUUUGUGUAUCUGAAAAUGAGUUCGAAAUACCGAGCAGUGUUUAUGAAAACAUUUUUAAAGAAAGAGGAAAAAUAAUUUUUUUUUAAACUACAGAAGAAAAAUAAGCCUUUUUGUAAAGAAUAUUUCCAAGAAAAAUAGAUUUUACUUUAAGAGGAAAAGGUUGUCAUUUUGAUAAUUAAAGAUGAAAUAACAAUGUUCUUAAUAUUAGGUAAGAUAAUCUAUAUCUGUCUGCUCCGCUCAAUAUCAGUCGUAAGACGCACUGUGCUAUUGUCAGCUACCAGGCUCGAAAGGCACAAAAGUGACUUUUAACGAAAUUUUUGUGUUUUGGAUAUAAUGAAAGUUUAAUGUUUUCUGCUUCACUUAAGAUAAAA